UGAACUAUUUCAUAAAAAAUGGUACAGAAGAUGUGUUGCUGUGCGGCAAUAGCACUGAUGCUGGCACAUGCCCUGAGGGAUAUAUAUGUCUGAAGGCCGGGGAAAAUCCUGACCAUGGUUACACAAGCUUUGAUACUUUUGGCUGGGCCUUUCUCUCUUUGUUCCGUCUUAUGACCCAAGAUUGUUGGGAACGUCUCUAUCAACAGACUCUCAGAUCUGCUGGGAAGAUCUACAUGCUUUUUUUUAUGCUGGUCAUCUUUCUGGGCUCAUUUUAUUUGGUCAACCUGAUUCUGGCUGUUGUGGCCAUGGCAUAUGAAGAGCAGAACCAAGCCACUAUUGCUGAAACAGAAGAGAAGGAAAGAAAGUUUCGGGAAGCCAUGGAGAUGUUAAAGAAAGAGCAGGAGGCACUAGCUGCUAAAGGAAUUGAUUCGAUGUCACUUAGUUCAUUGGAAAUGUCACCUUUAGCAUCCAAAAAUGCCAAGGAAAGAAGAAAUAAGCGAAAGAAAAAGAAAUCUUUGGGAGCAGAAGAGUAUGGGGAAGACCAAAGGAAUCCCAAGUGUGACUACGAUGAUGGUCAGAGGAGAAUGACUCUCCUUGGCAUUAGUUAUGGUCCCAGUGCAAACUUGGUGAAGCGCAGAACCAGCCACGGAAGCAUAUUCAGUUUCCGACUCCGUGGCAGAGACACUGGCUCCGAAACAGAUUUUGCCGAUGAUGAGAUCAGCACGGCUGGGGAAAAUGAAAGCCACCGGGGCUCUCUCUUAAUUCCAAGAUCUGGGAGGCGUCCGAGCGUGCAAAGUCAAGUGAGCCAUAGUUCUCACCCUACUUCUCCCAACUACACCCAGACGGGCAAAAGGAACAGCUCAGUGGAUUGCAAUGGUGUGGUUUCCCUGAUAGGAGGAGGCACCGGGGCACUCAACCCAGACCCUACUUCUCCUGCAGGGUUACUGCUCCCCCCAGUUAUUAUGGAAAAACCUGGGACAGGCGACCUGACCUCUCCAUCAGACGAGGCAAGCAAGAAGCAGCUUUUAAUGCCCCACCGCCCGUCAGUGGACCACUCGGACGAACCCUUUCAGAGGCAGAGGGCAGUGAGUGCUGUCAGCAUCAUCACCAGUGCCCUGGAAGAGCUUGAGGAAUCACACCAGAAAUGUCCUCCCUGCUGGAACCACUUUGCUGUUAAAUUUCUCAUUUGGGAUUGCUGCCCGCUUUGGCUUUUGAUCAAGAAAUUUGUCAAGUUCGUGGUAAUGGACCCAUUUACUGACCUCACCAUCACCCUUUGCAUUGUGCUGAACACGCUCUUCAUGGCCUUGGAGCAUUAUAAGAUGACGAAGGAGUUUGACCACAUGCUUUACAUAGGCAAUUUGGUCUUCACUGGGAUUUUCACAGCAGAAAUGAUCUUCAAAGUAAUUGCCCUUGACCCCUACUACUAUUUUCAACAGGGCUGGAAUAUUUUUGACAGCAUAAUUGUUAUUCUAAGCCUGAUGGAACUGGGUUUGUCCAGCAUGGGAAACCUGUCUGUUUUACGCUCCUUUCGACUGCUGCGAGUCUUCAAAUUGGCAAAGUCCUGGCCGACCUUAAAUACGCUCAUUAAAAUCAUUGGUAAUUCAGUGGGUGCCCUCGGUAACCUCACUCUUGUGCUGGCAAUCAUCGUCUUUAUUUUUGCCGUGGUAGGAAUGCAGCUUUUUGGGAAAAGCUACAUGGACAAUGUAAAGAAGAUAAGCACGACCGGCAAUUUGCCACGGUGGCACAUGAAUGAUUUCUUCCACUCGUUCCUCAUCAUCUUCCGAAUUUUGUGUGGGGAGUGGAUUGAGACCAUGUGGGACUGCAUGGAAGUAGCUGGGCAGCCGCUGUGCCUUCUCGUCUUCUUGUUGGUCAUGGUGAUAGGAAACCUGGUGGUGCUCAACCUGUUCCUUGCCUUGCUGCUAAGCUCGUUCAGCGCUGACAACCUCUCAGCACCAGACGAGGAUGGGGAGAUGAACAACCUGCAGCUUGCUUUUGCUCGGAUCAACAGGGGUCUUCAGUACGUGAAACGCACGACGUGGGAUUUUUGCUGCAAUGUCCUCCGGCACCCCAAGACGACAGCUGAAAAGAAGGCGAUGAUGAAGCUUGCUGCCCAGAAUACAGGUGCCCUUAACAAUUGUGUGAACAGUCAUACCACCACUGAGCUUGGCAAAGACAUGGAGAAUCACAAAGAGAACCACGCUGAGGAUGGGAUGAAUAAAAAUGGGGAGAAACACCUAGGAAUUACAGACAAUGAUGAUUUUAUGACCAAUCCUGACCUAUCCAUUUGUGUUCCUAUUGCUGUGGGAGAGUCAGAUAUCGAGGAGGAAGAUGAGGAGCAGAGCACCUUUACAGAAAUGGAGCAGAGCAAAGCAAAACUUGAUGAAAUCAGUCUUUCUGAAGGCAGCACAGUGGAUUUGACAAAUCCUGCAGAACUGCUGGAACAGAUCCCUGAGUUUGCUGAAGAGCUGAUGGAGCCUGAAGAUUGCUUCCCCGAAGUUUGUGUGCGAUUCUUCCCAUGCUGUUCCGUGGACAUCACAAAAUUUCCAGGCAAAAUUUGGUGGAGGCUGAGGAAAACCUGCUACAGAAUCGUCGAACACAACUGGUUUGAAACUUUCAUCAUAUUCAUGAUCCUGCUGAGCAGCGGAGCCUUGGCUUUUGAAGAUAUUUAUCUCGAAGAUCGAAAAAACAUAAAAACCAUGCUGGAAUAUGCUGACAAAAUAUUCACUUACAUCUUUGUCUUGGAAAUGCUCCUGAAAUGGGUGGCUUAUGGCUUCAAGAAGUAUUUCACCAAUGCCUGGUGCUGGCUUGACUUCCUUAUUGUAGAUGUCUCUUUAAUAAGCCUCAUAGCCAAUACACUUGGAUACUCUGAGAUGGGUCCCAUUAAAUCCCUCAGGACUCUCCGAGCCCUGCGGCCAUUAAGAGCAUUGUCACGAUUCGAAGGGAUGCGGGUGGUGGUAAAUGCCCUCGUGGGAGCCAUCCCUUCCAUCAUGAAUGUUCUCCUCGUCUGCCUCAUCUUCUGGCUCAUCUUUAGUAUCAUGGGAGUGAACCUGUUUGCCGGGAAAUUUGGGAAGUGCAUUAAUAAGACAGAAGGAGAUAUGCCUUUAGACUCUAAAAUUAUUAACAAUAUGAGUGACUGUAUACUCUAUAAUGUGUCAGGCACAUUUUACUGGACAAAAGUUAAAGUUAACUUUGAUAAUGUUGGUGCUGGGUACCUGGCUCUGCUACAAGUGGCCACAUUUAAAGGUUGGAUGGACAUUAUGUAUGCAGCGGUGGAUUCACGAGAGUGUGAGGAGCAGCCUGAAUGGGAAUGUAAUUUAUACAUGUACCUGUACUUUGUGAUUUUCAUCAUCUUCGGGUCUUUCUUCACACUGAACCUCUUCAUUGGUGUCAUCAUUGACAAUUUUAACCAACAAAAGAAAAAGAUAAGUGGCCAGGACAUCUUUAUGACAGAAGAACAGAAAAAGUAUUACAAUGCAAUGAAAAAGCUGGGAUCUAAGAAACCUCAAAAGCCAAUCCCAAGGCCACUGAACAAAUACCAAGGUUUCAUUUUUGAUGUUGUCUCAAAACAAGCCUUCGAUGUCUCCAUCAUGAUUCUCAUCUGCCUUAACAUGGUCACCAUGAUGGUGGAAACGGAUGACCAAAGUCAAGAAAAAGUGAACAUCCUCCAUAAAAUCAACAUGCUUUUUGUUGCUAUCUUCACUGGGGAGUGCAUCAUCAAAAUGCUGGCUCUGCGACACUACUACUUCACCAAUGGCUGGAACAUAUUUGACUUUGUCGUCGUGAUUCUGUCUAUCGUAGGCACCGUACUUUCUGAUAUCAUUCAGAAAUAUUUCUUCUCUCCCACACUCUUCAGAGUCAUUCGCUUGGCUCGGAUUGGCCGGAUCCUAAGACUCAUCCGGGGAGCCAAAGGAAUUCGAACUCUCCUGUUUGCCUUAAUGAUGUCCCUACCUGCUCUGUUCAACAUUGGCCUCUUGCUUUUUCUGGUCAUGUUCAUUUAUGCCAUUUUUGGCAUGGCUAACUUUGCCUAUGUGAAGAAGGAGCAUGGGAUUGAUGACAUGUUCAACUUCCAAACCUUUGCUAACAGCAUGCUCUGUCUCUUCCAAAUCACAACGUCAGCUGGCUGGGAUGGUCUUCUCAACCCUAUUUUAAACACCGGACCACCGUAUUGCGACCCAAACCUUCCCAAUGCAAAUGGUUCGAAGGGAGACUGCGGGAGCCCUGCCGUAGGGAUUUUAUUCUUUGUUACUUAUAUCAUUAUAUCAUUUCUCAUUGUUGUAAACAUGUAUAUAGCCAUUAUUUUAGAGAACUUCAGUGUAGCCACUGAGGAAAGUACAGAGCCUCUAAGCGAGGAUGAUUUUGAUAUGUUCUAUGAAAUCUGGGAGAAAUUUGACCCUGAAGCCACUCAGUUUAUUGAGUAUUCUGCACUUUCAGACUUUGCAGAUGCACUGUCAGAACCUUUGCGCAUAGCGAAACCAAACAAAAUCAAACUCAUAGCAAUGGACCUGCCCAUGGUCAGUGGCGAUAGGAUCCACUGCUUGGAUAUUUUGUUUGCUUUUACAAAAAGGGUGCUAGGAGAAUCCGGAGAAAUGGAUGCCCUUAAAAUACAGAUGGAAGAAAAGUUCAUGGCAGCGAAUCCAUCUAAGAUCUCUUAUGAACCAAUUACAACAACUCUCAGACGGAAACAAGAAGAGGUCUCUGCCAUCGUCAUCCAGCGGGCCUACAGGAGACAUUUGUUUCGUCGCUCCAUGAAGCAGGCAUCUUACUUGUACCGGCACAGAACCUUUGAUGGCAGCAUCCUCGAGGACGAUGCACCUGAGAAGGAGGGUCUUAUUGCGUUCAUGAUGAACGAAAACUAUGGCAGGCCAAUAGACAAAUCGGAAACUGUGUCCUCCACGUCUUUCCCUCCAUCCUACGACAGUGUCACCAGAGGUACAAGUGAUAAUCUCCAGUUGAAGUUGACAGACUCGAGCAAAAGCGAUGAGGCUAUAGAUUGUCUGCUCUCACCAGACAGGGAUAAAGAAUCAAUUGUUUAA
Eurypyga helias (sunbittern) is the source of this 5033-nucleotide messenger RNA. Its product is annotated as sodium channel protein type 5 subunit alpha-like. The transcript is spliced from 21 exons. The record is from RefSeq and is a predicted model, not a curated record. Gene Ontology annotation, molecular function: protein binding; voltage-gated sodium channel activity. Gene Ontology annotation, biological process: sodium ion transmembrane transport; neuronal action potential; membrane depolarization during action potential. NCBI's taxonomy places the organism in Eukaryota, Metazoa, Chordata, Aves, Eurypygiformes, Eurypygidae. Gene Ontology annotation, cellular component: plasma membrane; voltage-gated sodium channel complex; axon. The annotation marks the transcript as partial.